GGCAGAUAUAUUGGUUAAUAUUUGCUUCAAAAGUGCGUACCAUGUGCAUUCCACUUUGGUGAAGCCACACCUGCAGAGUAAAAAUCUGUGUGAAACCAGAAUGUUUACCUCUAGCUGGCCUUGUGAUAAUGAAAAAGCUAAAACAUUCAUUUAAGUCUGAGACACAGCAGGUUAGAACUACAUAACUUUUAACUCUACAGCAGCAACACAGCACAUAUCUCUUUAGGGUUGAGGACUGUUGCUUUACAGCCCCAAUGGAACCAAAAGUAGUUCUCAUAACUGGUUGCUCCUCGGGUAUUGGACUCAGCCUUGCUGUGCACCUUGCAUCCAAUCCUUCCAAAGAAUUCAAAGGUAAUUGAUACAACAGAAAUGUUUAGCACAUAUUUGAAUUGCAUGUAUUUCUGAAAAUUGUGAAUGUGGAAAGUAUGUUCAAUCAUAUACUGUACGCAAGUAUUUAUAUUAUUCUAUGAUCAUUUUUGUGUUAUUUAGUCUAUGCUACAAUGCGGAACCUGGACAAAAAGCAGCGUCUGUUGGAGACUGUGAGAGGACUUCAUAAAGACACUAUGGUCAUACUACAGAUGGACGUGACAGAUCAGCAGUCCAUACUUGAUGCUAAGAGGAAAGUUACAGAGGACAGAAUCGACGUACUGGUUUGCAAUGCAGGUGUAGGUUUGAUGGGACCCCUGGAGACCCACUCAAUAGACACUAUACGUGGAGUCCUGGAGGUCAACCUGCUGGGCACCAUUCGCACCAUACAGACCUUCCUACCAGACAUGAAAAGAAGAAGACAUGGGAGAAUCCUUGUGACUGGUAGCAUGGGAGGACUACAGGGUUUGCCAUUCAACGAUGUCUACUGUGCUAGUAAAUUUGCAGUAGAGGGCGCUUGUGAGAGCCUGGCCAUUCUGCUUCAACAUUUCAAUAUUCAUGUGAGCCUCAUUGAAUGUGGACCAGUCAACACAGACUUCUACACGAACCUGAGGAGAACAGAGCUCAGUGAUGAUGAGCUGGAGAUUGAUGCAUACACACGCAGCCUGUAUGAGGAGUAUCUGAAGCACUGCCAGUCUGUGUUCCAGAAUGCUGCUCAGGACACUGAUGACAUCAUACAGGUGUAUCUGGAGGCAAUCCAAGCACAGACUCCAUUGCUCAGAUAUUACACUAACACAGCCCUGUUACCCAUGAGCAACCUGAAACUCUCGUCCUUGGAUGGCUCGCAGUACAUCAGAGCAAUGAGCAAGGUCAUCUUUUCUCCACCUAAUCCAAAUACUGAUGCACAGAUAUAAAGUGUCAUGGAGAACAAUUAUAUUUGAAAGUAAUUGGCAAAAUAAGUCAUAAUCUGAAAGAUGUGUACUGGAUAUCAAACACACUCAAUGAAAAAAUGAAAUAAAAGCUGUGGUAUUUUACCUACUAUACUGA
Molecule: messenger RNA, 1413 nt
Organism: Triplophysa rosa
Lineage: Eukaryota; Metazoa; Chordata; Actinopteri; Cypriniformes; Nemacheilidae
Gene: hsd17b1
Product: hydroxysteroid (17-beta) dehydrogenase 1
Exons: 5
Coding region: 501-1280 (259 amino acids)
Biological process (GO): estrogen biosynthetic process
Cellular component (GO): cytoplasm
Molecular function (GO): estradiol 17-beta-dehydrogenase [NAD(P)+] activity
Source: RefSeq, a predicted model, not a curated record